UGUCGGGCUCCGACUCCCGCAGCUUCUCUUCCAGUUCAGCGGGUCAGGGUCGGCCGGGUGCGGGUCGCAGAGCCGGCUGCUCAGCGCGGGUGUGCUCGGGGCGGGCGGGCUGUCUGGUGGGUGAGGCUGGAGGGGGCGGAGGUGCGAGAGCCGCGCUGCUCUCCUCCCGAUCAGUCGCUGGACAGCGCCGUGAGCCUGGGGACUCAAGUCGGGGCAGAGGCAGGUGGACCCGAGGGCCCGCUCGAGCCGCAGGCUUGAACUUCACCCAGGGAGCAGCCUCCGCCUGUCCCGCCUGGCCGCACACGCGUGACUUCCCCUGUGAGCCGGCUGGCCGUGAAGUCCGCCGGGGCGGCUACCCGGCUGCCCUGUCCCGGCGAAGCUGCCGGGGCGGCUGGCGCGCGAUCUCAAGCAGAUGCGGGGUCCUCCGGCGGCGCAGCCACCAGUCGCCCAGCUUGCUAUGCCUCUGCGCUGCGAGAUAACCAGACAGCUAAAUGGAGUCUGAGCAGCUGUUCCAUAGAGGCUACUAUAGAAACAGCUACAACAGCAUAACAAGCGCCAGUAGCGAUGAGGAGCUCUUAGAUGGAGCAGGUGCUAUUAUGGACUUUCAGACUUCUGAAGAUGACAAUUUGUUAGACGGUGACACAACAGUUGGAACUCAUUAUACAAUGACAAAUGGAGGCAGCAUUAAUAGCUCUACACACUUGCUGGAUCUUUUGGAUGAGCCGAUCCCAGGUGUUGGUACAUACGAUGAUUUCCAUACUAUUGACUGGGUUCGAGAGAAGUGUAAAGACAGAGAAAGGCACAGACGUAUCAAUAGUAAAAAAAAGGAAUCAGCAUGGGAAAUGACAAAAAGUCUAUAUGAUGCCUGGUCAGGAUGGCUUGUAGUUACCUUGACAGGACUGGCUUCAGGAGCACUGGCUGGAUUAAUAGACAUUGCUGCUGACUGGAUGACUGACCUGAAGGAGGGCAUUUGCCUCAGUGCAUUGUGGUACAACCAUGAGCAGUGUUGUUGGGGGUCUAAUGAAACGACGUUUGAAGAGAGGGAUAAAUGUCCACAGUGGAAAACAUGGGCUGAGUUAAUCAUAGGUCAAGCAGAGGGCCCGGGAUCUUAUAUCAUGAACUACAUAAUGUACAUCUUCUGGGCUUUGAGUUUUGCCUUUCUUGCAGUUUCUUUGGUGAAAGUAUUUGCUCCGUAUGCCUGUGGCUCUGGAAUCCCAGAGAUUAAAACUAUUUUGAGCGGAUUCAUCAUCAGAGGUUACUUGGGGAAAUGGACUUUAAUGAUAAAAACCAUCACAUUAGUGCUGGCUGUGGCCUCGGGUUUGAGUUUAGGAAAAGAAGGUCCCUUGGUCCAUGUUGCCUGUUGCUGUGGAAAUAUCUUUUCCUACCUCUUUCCAAAGUACAGUACAAAUGAAGCUAAAAAGAGGGAGGUGCUGUCAGCCGCUUCUGCCGCAGGUGUUUCUGUAGCCUUUGGAGCACCGAUUGGAGGAGUUCUUUUUAGUUUGGAAGAGGUUAGCUAUUAUUUUCCUCUCAAAACUUUAUGGAGAUCAUUUUUUGCUGCUUUGGUGGCUGCAUUUGUUUUGAGGUCCAUCAAUCCAUUUGGUAACAGCCGUCUGGUCCUCUUUUAUGUGGAAUACCACACACCAUGGUACCUUUUUGAACUGUUCCCUUUUAUUCUCCUAGGAGUAUUUGGAGGGCUUUGGGGAGCCUUUUUUAUUAGGGCAAAUAUUGCCUGGUGUCGUCGACGUAAGUCCACCAAGUUUGGAAAGUAUCCUGUCCUUGAAGUCAUUAUUGUUGCUGCCAUCACUGCUGUGAUAGCUUUCCCCAACCCAUACACUAGGCUCAACACCAGUGAGCUGAUUAAAGAACUCUUCACAGACUGCGGGCCGCUGGAGUCCUCUUCUCUCUGUGACUACAGAAAUGACAUGAAUGCCAGCAAAAUGGUUGACGACAUUCCUGACCGUCCAGCAGGUGUUGGAGUCUAUUCAGCUAUCUGGCAGUUGUGCCUAGCACUCAUCUUUAAAAUAAUAAUGACAGUAUUCACUUUUGGUAUCAAGGUUCCGUCAGGCUUGUUCAUCCCCAGCAUGGCCAUUGGAGCAAUUGCAGGGAGGAUUGUGGGGAUUGCCGUGGAGCAGCUUGCCUACUAUCACCACGACUGGUUUAUCUUCAAGGAAUGGUGUGAGGUUGGGGCUGACUGCAUCACACCGGGGCUUUAUGCCAUGGUUGGUGCUGCCGCGUGCCUAGGUGGUGUGACAAGAAUGACUGUCUCCCUGGUGGUUAUUGUCUUUGAACUUACUGGAGGCUUGGAAUAUAUUGUUCCUCUUAUGGCUGCAGUAAUGACCAGUAAAUGGGUUGGUGAUGCCUUCGGUAGAGAAGGCAUUUAUGAAGCACAUAUCCGACUAAAUGGGUACCCUUUCUUGGAUGCAAAAGAAGAAUUCACUCAUACAACUCUGGCUGCCGAUGUCAUGAGACCUCGAAGAAGUGAUCCUCCCUUAGCUGUUUUGACUCAGGACAAUAUGACAGUAGAUGACAUAGAAAACAUGAUUAAUGAAACCAGCUACAAUGGCUUUCCUGUUAUAAUGUCAAAAGAAUCUCAGAGAUUAGUGGGAUUUGCCCUCAGAAGAGACCUGACAAUUGCAAUAGAAAGUGCCAGGAAGAAACAAGAAGGUAUUGUUGGCAGUUCUCGGGUAUGUUUCGCACAGCAUACUCCAUCUCUCCCAGCAGAAAGCCCUCGGCCAUUAAAACUGAGAAGCAUCCUUGAUAUGAGCCCUUUUACAGUAACAGACCACACCCCGAUGGAGAUUGUGGUAGACAUCUUCCGAAAACUGGGCCUGAGGCAGUGCCUUGUAACUCACAACGGGAUUGUCUUGGGGAUCAUCACAAAGAAGAACAUUUUAGAGCAUCUCGAGCAACUAAAGCAGCACGUGGAGCCCUUGGCGCCUCCUUGGCAUUAUAACAAAAAAAGAUAUCCUCCGUCAUAUGGCCCAGACGGCAAACCAAGACCCCGCUUCAAUAAUGUUCAACUGAGUUCUGUAGAUGAGGAGAGAGAGGAGACAGAAGAGGAAGUUCGUUUGUUGAAUAGCACAAUUCUUUAAUAUGAGGGACUCGUCCACUUUUUUCUUCUUAAAAAAAAAAAAAGACAAAGAAAGAAAGAAAGGAAAUACAAGCCGAGCUUUUGCAACCUGGUUUGCAAAUAAUGCUGGGAGACUGGAGGGAUUGUUCGGGGAGGGAGAAGGAGCAGGAGUGAGGUACUUCCCUAACUGACUGGAGCGGUAGUUCAUCUCGUGCUGUCCUGCACUGGCUGCAUUCACUGAGGCUAUGCAGUGAGAGUGCAGGCCUGAGCCUUCAUGGAGCCUUCACUGGAGUCCUCAAGCCUCUGGCUGUCCUUCAGCACCACAGAGACUCUCAGUCCCUGUUUCUGGAGGGAUCACUUUGAAUUGAGCCAUCUAUUAAGACUGCAAGGUCUUGCCCUUUUAUAUCAGAACUGUUGUGUUUAACUCAUGAAAUGUAUAGUUAAGCAUUACCUUUCUACAUUCCAAAAGAGCUUCUCUCUCCUCCCACCCGCUCUCCCCUUUUCUGACCUGUAACAAAACCUCUUUAAAUUGGUGUGCCCUUUUGAAGCAGUCCUUUCUCAUAUUGAGACGUACUGUGAUUUGACUGAGGUUUCAUCACAAGAAGGGAAUGUUUCUUGUGCCAUUAACCAUGUAGUUUGUACCAUCACUAAAGGCUUGGAAACGUGCACACACACCACUGCUGUCCAGCAGGUAAAAUCUUGAGAUGUGAAUGAAAUACCCAGCUUGUGUGAUGUGUGGUUCAGAAUCAGAAACAAAGAAACUUGACUCUAAUCAGUUUUAUUUUUUCCUCUCAGACUUUAUGGAUAAUGUGACCUAGUCGUCUGCAGAUUUUCUAUUUCUGAAAGGACUACUAUGACAUAAAAGUGCUGUUCAGCAUCACUGAACCCAGGCUGCUGCUGUGACAGCAAAGAGAAGGAAGGAAUCUGUUCAGCUGUACCUGGAAUUAAUUGCAUGUUAAACACUGGAACUUUUUUCUUCAAAUUAGAUUAUUCUUUUAUUUCAGGAUGUUUCACUGCUGACACUGGAGAUGAAAUGUAACUCAUAACUUGCACUAAAUGUAUAUUUCUUUUCUUAAAAAUUUACCAUUCUUAUUUAUAUUUUUAUGGAUUAAAAUUUAUAAAAUACAGAUCAGUUAAUAUUGCACUUAAAUAAUUUUACCUUUCUAAUGUGAUUUUUUUAAUAGACUAAUUCUGACUUACAAAUAUGGAGGUAUGAACAAAGAUUACAAUGGGCGCAAGGGUUUAAGAAGAUGCGGUCACUUCUGUGACCCAGAGUGCACACGAUACCUUCUGAGUUCUCACUGCCAUCUUCUGGUUAUGCCCUCUGACCUGUCCAUUCCUACUCACAAACUAGAAAGUUGAGAAUGCCAUUAAUUACUACCUGGAGAUUAAAACCAAAUCCUUGUAAAAGAAAAAAAAAGCAAACAAAAAUGAGAACAAUAAAAUCAUAAUCUGAGUAUACCCUUUAAAUCAUUGAGUAGGUCACGACCUUCCAUGAAGUGUUCAGUGAUGAUUUGUUUGGAUAGCUGCAGUGCACGCUUUUGCAGGAUUCAUUAUAAGGUACUUCAGAGUAUUUGGAAUUGUCAUUGGAAAUGCCUGUUUUAAUCAUGGUCUUAACUCGCUGCUGGCAAAGACAGUUCACUCACUCACUAGACUGGCCCAGAUAUCUGUGAGUUUGCAUUUUUGGAAGGCAAAUGCAUGUGUGCAGACAUUUUCUGAAACAACUGGCAAUGAGCCAUUUUUACUAUCUGUGAGAUCACAUUAGCUCUGUAUGAUCUUGAUGACUUAAAAGAUCAGGAGGCCAUAUUAGGAUGAUCCCAAGUUUAACAAACUUUUAGGGUUUUUCAGCUGUGCUCUCUGCCAAUAUUUUUGUCUUACUUCUGUUGGCAGAUUUCAAGAUUUUUCAUGGCCCCUUCAUUGUUGUUUGGCUAAACAGAGUAAGCUCAUUAAUAAUAAUAGUCUUUGUGGUGUGCAAGGCCCUGCAGGGGUACAGACUCCUUUCUGGGUUCCAAGUCUUCAAAGGAGAAGCCAGUUUCUUGGAGCAUCACAUAGUGAAACUGAACAUUAUUUUAUUUUCCCAUUUCCUUUUCAGAUUCUGCUCCCAUGACCCAUCUUGUUUCAGAGAGUAACAUUUCACGGUACAUAUUAAAGUAUUCAUUUUCUUCUUCGUUACAUUUCUCUACUUCUGAUGUGUCUUACUACUGAAAACAUGAAAAGUACCGUGUUUUUAAUGCAUUCAGAGGUUUGGGUUUUUGCUUUUUUCUUUACGGUAUUACCAUCUGUUCUAUUUUUCUUUUUCAUACAUUGUUUGGUUGAUUUUCAACCAAAUAAGAUAGUGGAGACCGUGAACUACAUGUGCCUAGCUAAUUGGCAAACUGAUUGACCAAUAUUGAGUACAGCGCCUUAUUUGAGUACCCUUUUAAAGAAGGUAUGAUGAAAAUGGGCAAGGGUGUCAGCAUCUCUUAUUAAUAAUUGCUUUUGGUUUUGGUUCCUGAAGAAUGCUUAGUUGUUAAUCUGUGAUGUUGCCUAGAGCUGUAUUUAUCUGUUUUUAUUUAUACUAGUGUAGUAAAGCUGCAUAUCAUUACAGUAAAAAUGAUUACUGUGAUGAGUUAAUAAGAAAAUCUAUUAAAAUCUCUACUUCAAUGUGU
Chionomys nivalis (European snow vole) is the source of this 5718-nucleotide messenger RNA. It is a transcript of the gene Clcn3, whose product is annotated as chloride voltage-gated channel 3. NCBI's taxonomy places the organism in Eukaryota, Metazoa, Chordata, Mammalia, Rodentia, Cricetidae. The record is from RefSeq and is a predicted model, not a curated record. Gene Ontology annotation, biological process: chloride transport; transmembrane transport. The transcript is spliced from 14 exons. Gene Ontology annotation, molecular function: voltage-gated chloride channel activity. Gene Ontology annotation, cellular component: synaptic vesicle; early endosome; Golgi apparatus. The coding region runs from base 492 to 3092 and encodes 866 amino acids.